Messenger RNA from Colossoma macropomum (tambaqui), 1538 nucleotides. Its product is annotated as SLAM family member 9-like. The record is from RefSeq and is a predicted model, not a curated record. The transcript is spliced from 7 exons. Lineage: Eukaryota; Metazoa; Chordata; Actinopteri; Characiformes; Serrasalmidae. Bases 345 to 1127 code for a protein of 260 amino acids.
GCGUGCGUGCUUGGACGUCUGGAUGUCAUGGAAGAUUCUCGAGUGAGGAGAAAAAGCAGGAAGAAAAGGAAAAGGAAAUGAGAGACAGUGUAAAUGACCAUUCAUGCAGAGUUACUACUGCGUCAUCUUGUGGCUGCAGGACGAGAGCGGGUGUGGCGGUCCCGCAGCGCGAGGACGCUGGAUAGCCUGGAGUUUUUCACUUUCACUUUCAAAUUCUCUCAGUUUACUGUUGCUUAAUUGGAGAGUGAAGCUCUCAGAGUCACAGUUUCUCUGUGUUCGCUUCUGUGACUGUUCUUCUCCACUGAAGAGCGUCUCUGGUGUUUUAUGUUUAGAAACUCCCUCACAUGAUGGCGAUGGCAGCGCAGAUGAUCUUUGUUUUCUUCAGUUUGGUCUCGAUCACAGAGUCCAGUGAUGUGUUCAGAUUGGUUGGCGAUUCUGUUCAACUGAACAUACAGGAUCCUGUACCGGAGUUUGAUGACUUAUUCUGGGUUUUUAACAGAACUGAAAAUGUUCUAAAAUAUUAUUCUGUUAAAAAAACUAAACAGUAUCCUGCUUAUGAAGGCAGAGUGGAGUUCAAUGAGGAAACCUACAGUCUGACACUGAAGAACUUACAGAAGACUGAUAGUGGACUGUAUGAAGCAAAAGCAGUUGGUGCACAGUACAGAGUUGUUGCUGAGUACAGAGUCUCUGUGUUAGAUCCAGUGGAGGCUCCAGUCCUGACUUACCACCAGUUAAGCAACGGCACCUGUAUCAUCACUCUCACCUGUAGAGGUCAUGACCUCUCUAUCAGCUCCAGCUGCUAUAAUGAAACCUGCGAGGAGGAGGAAGUGACAUUACCUGCAGGCGUCAACCUUUCCCUGUUUGUCAACAGCAGCACCAUCAUCUGUAACCAUAGCAACCCAGUCAGCUGGAAGAAGGUUGUUUUGGAGAUGGGAGAACUUAAACGACUCUGUGGUGAUAACGGAAGUAAACGUGAAGAAACCCGUGGCCCAGACUCAGGUUUAACAGUGCCUGUCGUGGUUGGCGUAGUGGUUUUCAUCAUUCUUAUUGCUGCCUUCAUCGUCAUAUAUCACUACCGGAAGAAAUCAAGAGCAGCAAUCUACCUCAGAGGAGCCCAGCAUGAAUAACAGCUAUGGAUCAGUUCCAGAUCAGUAUCACAACCCAGCAAAGCUGUGAAUCAAGCCAAAUUGGAUGAAGCUGCAUCAGAUGUGAGAAAUGAAAGCUGGCACACAGUUGGCUAAGAAGAUUGCCAGGGAUUUCACGGCCAUCUCAUGGUAGUCCACAAAAGUACAACAGGCCCUUCUGUAAUUGGGUGGGAAAAAUGCUGAAGACAGCCAGUCUAUGAGUCUUAGGUGAUGAAUACAGAGCACAGGAGCUUUUUUUUCAGGUAUUUUGGGGGCGUUUUUUGUUUGGAUUUCUGUUAAUUAACCCUUAUUUUUCUAAUUUCUAAAUGCAAUUCUCUUUGCAAAAAUGUUAGUUUUGUAUCACAGCAUACUCUCAUGAUAAAUGUGAAGUUUGGAUGCAUUUGGAGGCAUUUU